AUGCAGUCCUCUAACAACAAUCCAUUGGCAUCGGGGCCGUCUCCCACAGCCACCAUUGUUGUCUCAGCACCGAAAUACCUUCCUAGUGGACCUUCACAAUCCGUCUCGCCAACGCCGGUGUCGGCAUCUCAGCCUAAUCAGCAAUCAUAUUCCACGUCUGUUCCCGCCAACCAGAGUCAUGCUGCCACCGCCAGCCUUUAUCAGUGUGCGCAUUGUCAACGAAGGUAUUCUCGGCCUGAGCAUCUGGCGCGACAUAUUCAGACACAUACUCUUGGCAAGCGGUUCGCAUGUCAAAUAUGCGGGAAAGCUUUUGCACGGCAGGAUCUGCUGAAACGCCAUGUCACUAAUCACGAGAACGACAAUGACCCCAACAAGAAGAGACGAAGGACCGACACGUCCCCCGGUGCUGGUCGUGUCUCUCACGCAUGUCGGCCCUGCGCCACUGCUCGUGUAAAGUGCGAAGAGGUCAAGCCGUGUACACGGUGUCGCAACCGCAAUCUGAAUUGCGAGUACUCCACGACCGAGGCCGGGUCUGCCGCUGCCAUGCAUCUCCUUCAUCUUUCCGCCAACGUCAACACGACAACUUCAACACCCGGGUCGCUAGCAACAUCACCAUCACAGUCCGCCUAUGACAGUAGCCCCUCCGCAGCGUAUCAGCAACCUCCUCAGCAGCAACACAUGGGCAUGCCAAGAACGCACAUGAACAGUCAACCAAAUCAAGGGCACCACGUCAAGUCGGAAAGCGGACAGUUGACAACCCCGGAAAAUGGCAUGGAUCAGGUCUCCGGUGGUAUACCCAUUAAUUACGAGAUAGGUGGACAAAAUGUCGAUUUGACUAUGCCCUUUUCCGACUUCUUACAAAAUGUUAUUUACGAGCCCGAGCUGGAUGCAUCGAGAAUGGCUGAAGCGCAAGGACUUGCCGUCCUGGACUUUUGCGACAACUCAAACCUUGAGUUAAACGAGGUCGAUUUCGGCCUUCUAGACCACUGGAACAUGGACAACGUUGCCAACACUGGAUCAAAUCAAAGCUUUACACCACGGACCGACGAUUCUAUCGACUUGGUGCAGAUGCGACAGGCGCUGGUCAAGGUCUGGACCGACUCACCAUGGCAAUGGGCACCGAACAACAAAGAUUCUGGGUACGUCGAGCACGGUAACUUUUCGGUACCAUCCGGCGACACGACCAGUGCGGCCUUUCAGGAGAGCCGCAAGAAACACGCCAGGAUCGUCAGGGACAAGCUGGACCAAUCAGGACGAGACCAAAUUCUAGCCAUUGUCCUGCAGACCUGCAAGAACGACAGCAUCAUGACCCGGGUCGCCUCGUCGUUCCCGUCUCUCGACGUCAUGGAUAGCUUAAUCCAUAUCUACCUGGCAUCCCACUUUUGCCAAACAUCACAAUGGAUUCACCAUGGCUCGUUUUCCAUGAACGCUCAAUGGCCCGAAUGGCUCGCAGUGGCAGCGGCAGCUGGGGCUACCUUUACUCCCGUGCAAACCUUGCGCAAGUUCGGGUUCGCCCUUCAAGAGGCGGUCCGAGUCACCAUCCCCGCAAGGUUCGAGGAUGCAAACACCACGAUCAAGAACCUGGGUCUGGUCCAGACUUUGAUUUUGGGUCAGGAUAUUGGCCUAUGGAGCGGGAACCGACGCAAGAUGGAGAUUGCCGAGUGUCACCUGCUGAUUCCGAUCACUAUGAUGAGGUAUCGGGGCAAGUUCCAGCGGGCAUCGUACCCCCUAGUUGAAGUCAGCAUGUCUGACGAGGGCGAGGUCUUGGAGAAAAAAUGGAAGACCUGGUGCGAGCGUGAGUCGUGGAAGAGGCUACUUUUCCACUGCUUCGUGCGAGACGCUCAGACUUCCAUGACAACCCUCACCAACCCCUCCAUGUCGUACUCGGAGCUCACGCUGCCCCUCCCUGAGGCCAAGGAGUUGUGGUUUGCGAAGACGGCGGCGGAGUGGAAAAUGCAUUACCUGGAAAGGACUGCUGGACAAAACAAGCGACCCCCCUCCAUUGGAGACCUGUUCCGCGACAUCAACCUCUUGGCGACGACCCGCCAGAGGCUGGAUCUGCAAUUCGCAAUUUCGAUAUACCUGCACGGCUAUUGGGCGCUGAUUCUCGAGUACCUCCAGCUUUGUUCCGUGUUGCGCACCCGGACUUGGCUGAACAACACUGGAGGUAAAUGUGAGGACGUGCUGCGCUCAAGGCAUGCGGAGCUCUGCAAAGACCUGCAGGGCUUCCUGCUGGUCACGUCGGACUGGCACGAGAUGCUCUCCACACAGGAGAGCCUGGUGCUGCACCUCCUCAUGAUGAACCUGCACCUGUCGCUCAACGACCUGCAGCUGUUCUCCGGAAAGGAGGGCGAGGACCAGGCACGCCGGGUCUUUGGCGACCUGCGCGAGUGGUCGCAGAGCGCCGAGGCUCGUCAGGCCCUGUGGCACGCGGGUCAGGUGCUGCGGCAUGCCAAAAUGUUCCCGCAGGGCCAUCUCAAGGACUUUUACGCCGUGGCCGUCCACCAUGCGUCUCUGGCAGUCUGGACCUACGGCGUCGUCACCAGGGCGUCCGGCAACAAGCCGACGCCACAGGCUGGCUAUGAACAGGAGAACGUGUUCCUGGACGGCACGGAGUCGACCGUCGUGCACCGCUUCAUCGGGUUCAACCAGGGCCGGCCGGUGAUCCUGGGUCCAAUGAGCCGAGCCGGAGCGAUGGAGGCGUCGGUUGAGGACCCGAAAGCGUGCAUGGAGGUCGCUCAAGAGAUCCUCCGCGCAAACUUCCGCGACUCGACCGAUGCCCACCCGCCCAUUGUCGAGAACCUUUGCCUUUUGAUCAAGCAACUGGGGCACGCCGCUUGGGCUGUUGACAUGUCAUGA
This is a messenger RNA of Colletotrichum truncatum, 2859 nucleotides long. RefSeq names its product C6 transcription factor. The record is from RefSeq and is a predicted model, not a curated record. Gene Ontology annotation, biological process: regulation of DNA-templated transcription; DNA-templated transcription. Gene Ontology annotation, molecular function: zinc ion binding; DNA binding; DNA-binding transcription factor activity, RNA polymerase II-specific. Lineage: Eukaryota; Fungi; Ascomycota; Sordariomycetes; Glomerellales; Glomerellaceae.